AUGAAGAAAAUAUUCCUACGCUUAUCGGUGGUUCUCUUAUCCCUCGUUUGGCUUUCUGGCAUAUCACUAGCCGCCGUUCCCUCUCCUCUACGCCACGGCCUGCCUGUCGCCAACCCGACGCUCUCCCGAUCCCGGACAGAGUCCAAGACGAACGACGAAACCUACGAAAGCCGCAACCAUGAACCCGCAAAGUGGCCGACGGUUCUCGCUAGUAGAGGCGUCGAAGAGAUUCCGACCAAGGAAGAGCUAGGCCUCAGAUACAAAAUCGAAGGGGACAACCACUUCGUUACCGGCCCGGACGGCUUUUUUCUCGACGCCAACUGCGAUGCGAGAAAACGAACGAUUGAAAUACCAUGGGUUCGCAAUCCGAGCCAACGGCUUGGAGCGCGAGCAGUACUAGCAAGCUUGUGGAAAUAUGAGUUGCAGUGGAACGGACUCAACUCGGUCCACUUUACUCAUAUCAACAACGAAAAAGCUCUUGUCUCUAUUGAUAAAGCCUGGCGGAUCGCCAAGGAGAACAAUCAGCUGGGCGACGCCGAGACGGAUGGGUCUCUUCUGGUAAUGUACUGGGAGGAGGCCUUUGACACUCUAGUAUCUGAAAAUAGGCUUGGCUAUAUGGUUCAAAGGAUGUUGUCGGUCUAUGAAGACUUUGCCGACUAUUGUCUUACACUGUAUUGA
This is a messenger RNA of Colletotrichum destructivum, 678 nucleotides long. RefSeq lists its product as uncharacterized. The coding region runs from base 1 to 678 and encodes 225 amino acids. The record is from RefSeq and is a predicted model, not a curated record. NCBI's taxonomy places the organism in Eukaryota, Fungi, Ascomycota, Sordariomycetes, Glomerellales, Glomerellaceae. The transcript has a single exon.